AUGACUCAACCUAAAUUUUAUGAAAUAAAAAUGGAAAAAUUAAUUUUUCAGGCAAAACUUGCAGAAUCUGCAGAAAGAUAUGAGAAUAUGUUUUGCUUUGUGAAAGGAAUAAUGAAGGAAGCUGAAGUUUUGGAUAAGGAAAUAAGAAAUUUGAUAACAGUCGCAUUUACUAACCUUGUGCGGCAACGUAUUAGCGAAUGACGAGUCAUCGUUGGUAUUGAGAUGAAAGAGUUAAGCCUUGGAAGAACAGAAAAAGCAUAUAUAUUAAGGAUAUACAGGGAAAAUGCUGAGGGCUAUAUUACUUCAAUUUGCAUGGAAGUUUUAGGGUUUGUUGAAGACUGGAUACAAAAGCAAAAUCAAAUCGAAGUUAAAGUAUUUUUGUUAAAAUUAAAAGAAAAAGCUUUCAGAAAUUUAGCUGAAUUUCAGUCACAUGAGCUGAAUAUAUGAAUUUAUGGAACAGAUUCUAGAGAUAAGCAGCUGAGAGCUGAAGAAGAAGCAUUUAGAUUAACAACACAAGAGCUUUCUCCAAUUGAUCCGAUAAGACUUGGACUUGCUUUAAGUUUAGCAGUUAUUUCAUAUGAUAUUAAUGGAGACUCUAAGAAAGCUCUAUCAAUUGCUGAAGAAGCUUUUAAUUUAGCUCUUCCUGAGCUUAUCAAUAUUCCUGAAGAAAACUAUAAGGACGUUACUCUUAUUAUGUCUAUGCUAAACCUCUUGAUUAGCCUGCAAAAUCUACGGUAAGCGAUAAUUUUUUUUUUAAAAAAAAGCUAAAUAAAAUAAAGAACUUUUUGUUGAUUAUAUAUUACAAAAAUCUAUAUUAAAAAAAAUUUUGCUUUCUAACAAGAUAGGCUAAUUUUACCAAAGCAGGGAUUUUUCAUGCUUUCCUAUCAUCCAAGAGGAAGUAAGAGACAACAUAACUUUAUGAUCCAAUGAUUUGUCUGACUAA
Molecule: messenger RNA, 943 nt
Organism: Blepharisma stoltei
Lineage: Eukaryota; Ciliophora; Heterotrichea; Heterotrichida; Blepharismidae
Source: the annotation of a GenBank genome assembly